Molecule: messenger RNA, 3513 nt
Organism: Linum tenue
Lineage: Eukaryota; Viridiplantae; Streptophyta; Magnoliopsida; Malpighiales; Linaceae
Source: the annotation of a GenBank genome assembly
CCCACACUUUGAAAUUGGAGGGAAUACGGAAGCCCCCAUUUUGAACGGCGAAGUCCUCAGUCCACAUCCGUCAUUCGGCCAAGCCCCCGGAGAUUGAAACAAUGCUCAGAAGACGACUAGUUCUCUCUGACGACGAGGAUGAAGAACACAAAAAUCCACUCCGGCUGCCUUCUUCUCUGCCACCUCCGCAAUGGGAGGAAGCAGAUUUGCACGACCCAGAAAUUGAAGCUGGUUUACCGCAGCCAGCCGUAAAUUACCAAAACCCUAACCCUAACUUCUCUGAGCCAGUAGUCCCACUCUCCGACGAAGAGUUUGUGGAUGUAUCCGACGAUACCAAUUCUGCGUCUCCUCCUCCGGAGGCCGUUUCCUCUAAUGCAUCGGAGAAUCAGCAGCCGCAACCGCCGCCGGCCCCGGAGGAGAGCUUCGGAUGUCCGGUAGGGGAUGUUCUGUCGCGGAUGGGAUUGAGGUUAAAAAGGGAAUGGCUGGAUUCUUGUCUCGGAGGGCUUGGGAGCUCGGUUCAACAUCUUGAUGUUACGGGGAAGGCCAGGCAUUGCUUUGACAAGUUCUUAAUUUCCAACUUGAACUACUGUGGCGCAGGCGUGCUUCCGCUCAAUGUGGAUGCGAUGCACCUUGUGGAUCUCCCCGGGCCAUUUGUGUUGCAGGUUGACGAGAUCGUUAAUUUGAGUGCUCCCCUCAAAUCUAGGUAUGAAGAUGCACAUUGCGGGCUAAAGAGGUGCCUUAAAUUAUCAAUGACAGAUGGUGUUCAACGUGUGUUUGGCAUUGAGUAUAGGCCUAUCAGGGAUCUUAAAGUUUUGGCUCCUGCUGGGUUCAAGAUGGCCUUGCGUAAUGUACAUGUCCGUCGUGGACUCUUGAUGCUGGUUCCUGAAGUUCUUGAAAUCUUAGGAGGGAUGGUGGAGGAGUUAGAUGGAGCAAGACAACGUCUUGUUGAAGAAGUGAAUAAGCCUCCUAGGGGAAAGAGAGCAAGAGCAGGAGUGAAUCCUCCUUUAGCUACCAGGGCCACUCUGGCUGCAUGGCCCCUCUCUGCAAUCAAUGACCAAGGAAACACCACCAAUGGAUCUGAUAAUUCCCUUGGGACCAGCACCUCCACUAUUAAUCCUGGACUCGCGAAUGAACGCUAUGAUCGUUCUGCUAAUGUUGCUGGAUGCAGCAAUGUUCCUACCAAUUGUUCUAGAUCCUCAGCUCACUCCACUUUACACACUGCAAUCCCCUUUUCUGGUGGAGGCAGCAAUAAUCCUAUCAACAUUUCUAGAUCCCAAAAUCCCUCCACGGUACAGAGGGCAAUUUCUUCAUCUAUCAAUGUUCCCAGUGGCAGCAAUAAUUCUAGCAAUGUUUCUAGAUCCACAAAUCCGACCUCAGCCUCUUCCAGCAACUUCAGUGGAGGCAGCAACAGUCCUGUCGAUGCAUUCAGAUCCACAAAUUCCUCUACCAUACAGACUGGAGGUCCCUCUCAAUCACAUGACCAAGGUAAUCGUUUGGUUACAUUGCGCACCAAUUCCAGCCAGUGCACUACAAAUGGCCAUGAUAAUGGAAGAGCAGGAUUAUGUGCUGCCAGUCUAUCAGAUAGAGUUGUUUCAGAAGUUGAGGGGAUGCAUAUUGAUGCUUCUUCUCCUGUUCUCAGGGAGAGUGCUGCAUCGGAUCAAGAGGAUACUCUUAUGGUUGAUGAACUUGAACAUCCCCUUAUAUUAUCUGGGGAUCAAAAGAUUCCAUUUACGUACUUAGCUAGUUUGUCAGCAAAAUGGGCAUCAACAAGGAUGAAAUCUUCCGUCCAGGGAAAGAUUAAGUGUCUCAUUACUGGUGUGAAGGGAUUCCAAUACAGGCAGAGAGAAACAUAUGAUUUACGAAUAUAUGUGGACGAUGGAAGCCUCAUCUCUGAGAUCCUGGUCCAUCAUAAUGUCGUUACCAAAGCUAUAGGUUAUUCACCCAUAGAGGUCACUUCUGCUCUUUCUUCCAAGGAUGUAAAGAGAGUUGGUGAUAUGAAGGACACCAUGAGACAGUUCCAAGUAUUUCUAGCCAACUUUGAGGGCACAAUGCUUGUAGAAAUGAAUGGAACCUCCUCUGUUCCAGUUGCCCUCGAAUUAGACCAAGGGAGCCCUCCUGCUGAUGCAUGGCUGCUUAUGGAAAGGCUCAACAAGUUUCCUUCUCCCUCUCAACAAACAGCGGCUCAUCAUACUGCUUCUGAGACCAUUACCAUUUCUCCAUGACCCGACCCAGAAUCUGUUGGUGGAGAAAGAGAACUUAUAAUUUAUUUGCUGGAAAAGGUGAAUUACUCAUACAAGAGAACGCAAUGAUGUAACAUUCUACAACAGAAUGAAGCCCCUAACUACACUAGGCCAGUAGUAGCCGUAGAUCUUUCUGUCUUUCUGUCGGAAGGGAAAUGUUUGGAGACUGUUAAUUAUGGUCAAGCAGGAAACUUCCGGUGGCUAAACUUGGAAGAAUCUCCAGAAACCAGAAGAUGGAUUCCUUGCACCGAUUCGCGAUGUCAGCAAUCUUCUUGCUGCGGGCAUCAUCGACUGAGCGGCCAGGCGGCGGGAGCAAAAAGAAUCGGUUGCUCCACUCGAUGGCAUCAGGGCAAAACGCCUUCACCCAGAAUAUUGACCGGUACCAUUCUGGCUCUGUCAAGUACUUGUCUCCCCGCAGUGCGCUAUUAACAAUUGAUUCUGCACAUUCGGCGGUGGACUCCAGAGGCAUCACGCUCAGUUGAACCUGCCAUCAUCAGUUUUGGGCAAGCCAAAGUUUGAACUUGCUAGCUUACUGUAUAUAAGCAUAUAUCACAAAUGUUAUGUUGACAAACUUACAUCUCUCAUUUCUUUAUCCAUUCCCAGUCGGCCUUGUUGAUUCAGGAACUUGCCGCCUGUCAUUUCCGACUCGAUUAGCCCCGGGGUGACGAUUGUGAUUCCGAUUUCGGUUCCCAGUUCCACUCUCAGCGUCUCGUACAUGGCAACUACCGCUGCUUUGCUUGCCUGCAAGGAAAAAAAAGAGAAUCGAUAGUGAAGAACUGUUGACAAAGGAGAAGAGAACUAAUCUCACUAGUUUACAUUGUAGAAGCUCAUCCUCGGAGCAGGCAGCCACGACGCACACGAAGAUAUUACUACGAUCUUCCCGUGGGUCUCCCUCAGGUGUGGAAUUGCAAAGUAGGAGCUAUAAACCGAUCCCCAGAAGUUUAUGUCCAUUGACGGGGCCAGUUGGGUGACGUCGGGGAUGUCCUCGAACAAGCUGACUGGACAAACUCCGGCGUUGGUUACCAGGUGAUCCAAUCUGCCAAAUACCGUCGCAGCUGUGUUGACAAACCGGCGGCAGUCUUCGGCGUUGGUGACGUCACCCUGGAUGACCAGAGCGUAAGGGCUACCCAUCUCCUCUGCUUUGGAGGCGACGUGGCGGAGGCGAUCCUCUCUUCGGGCAACCAGAGCAAGGCAGGCUCCUCUCUUGGCGUACUCGUAAGCCAGAUGCUUCAUUCAGCCACAACAAACAAUUAACAAAAACCCAACCAACAAA